Microplitis demolitor is the source of this 1701-nucleotide messenger RNA. RefSeq names its product adenylate kinase isoenzyme 1 (gene Ak1). The transcript has 6 exons. Gene Ontology annotation, biological process: nucleoside triphosphate biosynthetic process. The record is from RefSeq and is a predicted model, not a curated record. Bases 889 to 1458 code for a protein of 189 amino acids. Gene Ontology annotation, cellular component: cytosol; cytoplasm. NCBI's taxonomy places the organism in Eukaryota, Metazoa, Arthropoda, Insecta, Hymenoptera, Braconidae. Gene Ontology annotation, molecular function: ATP binding; AMP kinase activity.
UCAUUCGUACCCCUACUACGAGUUACGCUGUCUCGUACCGCUUGUACCCGACGUUUGUGUUAGGUGCGAUAUACAUACGUUCCUUUGAAAAAAUUACCCGCUUUCUUUGAAUGCGUAUUUUUUAUUAAUCAAAGGACGUACGCUCAACGUAUCUAAAUAACAUACCCAUUCCUGUACUGUGACAACGCAUGUGUUCUAGUUCUCACUCUUUAAGGCUGAGCUGUACUAACCGAAUUUUUGAAUUUUAUUUUUCUGUUAAUUUAUUAAUAAAUUGUUCUUACAGUAAUUUUAAUAAUCUCCGAACAAAUGUGUAAAACAAAUUUUUUCGAAAGAUUUUCAUCACUUGAAUGACAUAACUCUUUAAGACGUAAUUAGAAAAGUAUAACUUGAAAAUUCAUUUAAUACUAUCUACACUUAAAGGAGGAGGGGAAUUUCGUAAGUAUCUUUUUCCAGAAAAUUUCUGCUCCAUGCUCUUUCGAUUUCUGCAGGCACCUAUCGGAAGUUUACUCCAUAUGUAUAAUUGUUUAGGUGAAACAGCCGUUCACAUUUUGGAAUGCACCCAUAGGAAAUUCUAGGGCGUGGUGGGAGGUAGCACACGUGGUCUUAUUUAAUUGAUCGUUUGUAUAUAAAAAAAAAAAUUAUAGCAAUCUAAAGUGUUGAAUUGUGAUAAUUUAUCACCUGUCACAGCUUUUAUAAUAAUUUUAAAUCCAGAAAUUAAAAUUGUAAUCAGCUCAAGGUAGAAACAAAUGGGCAGUUGGCCAAUCUCCACAUCUUCAGUCUUACUAUCAUCAGUCUCAAAGUGUUUUUACUCAUAAUCUCAUCAGUUGGUUCAAUUGAUAAUUAUCUCUACACAAUACGCCUGCAAUUUAAAACAAAGAAUUAUAAAUAAUGAAGACUAUUUGGGUAAUUGGUGGACCAGGUUGUGGAAAAGGAACUCAAUGCAGUAAAAUAAUAGACAAAUAUGGAUUAUUGCAUAUAAGUAGUGGUGAUUUAUUACGUGAAGAGGUUGCAAGUGGAAGUUCUCGAGGUGCAUCACUUCAGGAUCUCAUGUCCAAAGGACUUUUUGUUCCUACGGAUGUUGUGUUAUCAUUGAUCAAAGAACGAAUGGACAAAGCACGUCAAGACGGAAGUACUAAAACAGGAUUUUUGAUUGAUGGAUAUCCUCGUGAGUUGGAACAAGGUCUUCAAUUUGAAAAAGACGUAUGUCCGGUAGAUUUAAUAUUAUUUUUUGAUGUUAAAAAUGAUACUAUGAAAACUAGAUUACUUGGGCGUGCUGCUGUUUCUCAAAGGGCUGAUGACAAUGAAGAGACAAUUGUUAAAAGAAUCGAAAUUUUUAACGAAAAAAACAAUAAAAUUGUUGAACACUACAAAGAUAAAGUCGUACGAAUAAAUGCCGAAGGUACUAUUGAUGGUAUUUUUAGUGAGGCCUCCAAAGCUCUAGAGCCUUUAUUCAGUUAAACAUCGAAUUAAUGAUAAAUAAAUUUCAAUCUAUGGAAUAAGACCUUGGUUAAAAAAUAAAAAAAUAAUAAUAAUGGCACAUAUGCUUUACGCUUAUUAUGUAAACUAAGUUCAAGGCUAACUAAAUUAUGGUACAACUAGUAGAUAAUAAUAAUAAAUGUUAUCACCCACAAUUAUUUAAUGACGUUUCCUGUUUAAAAAAAUCAAAAAGAAGAUAUAUAAAUAAUGUUAUAAAUUAUUUGA